This is a messenger RNA of Entrophospora candida, 1185 nucleotides long. NCBI's taxonomy places the organism in Eukaryota, Fungi, Glomeromycota, Glomeromycetes, Entrophosporales, Entrophosporaceae. The record is from the annotation of a GenBank genome assembly.
AUGGUUUUGGACACUAAUGUGUGGGAUACUAAGUCACAACAAUUCCAUGGUGGGCAAGAUUGGAAAUUUUUAGAUAAUUUUGUAGAAGAUUUUUCAGUUACUACUAAUGCGUUAGGUACACCAAAAGAAGCUUUGAAAGCAUCAAAAGAUUCAGUUGAUACAUGUCAUCAUUAUCCACCUGCUAAUCAAGAGCCUGCAAAAACUUCACUCGCAAAAUUUCUUUGGCCUGAUGAUUAUCAAACACAUCAUGAUAGAUUAUUACUUGGGAAUGGUGCAAGUGAAUUAAUUGAUUUAGUUGUAAGACUUGCACCUAAAGGUACUUGGAAACCUGGUCCCUGGGAUGUUCAAUAUAAAGAAUAUCAAAGAUCAGCAGAAACCAAUGGACGUAUAAUUCUUGGAUCUAAUGAGGUUAAACCUGCUACACUUACAUGUAUUGUAAAUCCAUGUAAUCCUACAGGCGAUUAUAAAAAUGUUGAAGAAUUGAAACAAUGGAUUAAAGAAAAUGUCGAGGAUGGUGGUGUAGUUAUUGUCGAUGAAUCAAUGCAACCUUGGUUAUCAGAAAAUUUUCGACCAGAUUCUCUUACUUCACAACAUGAAUUUCUUUUAAAAUUUUAUGAAACCAAUAAAGUAUCUGUUUAUAUUAUACAUUCAUGGACUAAAUUUUGGUCAUGUACAGGAUUAAGAUUGGGAUCAGUAGUGUGUCCUACAUCAAAACAUUGUGAUGAUCUCAAAAGAAUACAAGUACCAUGGAGUGUCAAUACACCAGCACUUGCAUUCCUAGACAAUGUAGUAAAGGAUCAAACAUAUAUGAAAAAUACAUGGGAACUUACACCAAAAUGGCGUUUGGAAUUAAUAGAAAAAUUAAAAAAAGUGUCCAAUUCUUUAGUGGAAACAGUAAAAAAAAAAUCUAUUAAUAACAACAACAAUAAACAAAAUAAUCCUGAUGUUGAUGAUGUUUCAUGGAAAUUCUAUGGAAAGGAAUUUUUGUCAUGGGUUUGGAUUGAUAUGCGAACAAUUGAAAUUGCCGAAAGUGCAGUUAAUAAAGCCAAAUUGUCUGGUGUACCUGUGAGAAGUGGGCGACCUGGUUAUAAUCGACCUACUUUUGUUAGAGUUGCUGUCAGAGAGCCAUCUAAAGUAGAUAUUCUAAUUAAAGCUUGGGAACAAUUGCAUGUCACGAAUAACUAA